Messenger RNA from Solanum dulcamara, 534 nucleotides. RefSeq names its product probable ADP-ribosylation factor GTPase-activating protein AGD6. Gene Ontology annotation, biological process: vesicle-mediated transport. Bases 1 to 534 code for a protein of 177 amino acids. Gene Ontology annotation, molecular function: GTPase activator activity. The transcript has a single exon. The record is from RefSeq and is a predicted model, not a curated record. Lineage: Eukaryota; Viridiplantae; Streptophyta; Magnoliopsida; Solanales; Solanaceae.
AUGACCGUUGAGAUGCGUGUGCCAAUCCUAUUCUUACAGGUGAAAGAAGGUGGAUAUGAUACCACGGUCAAUGAAACGGUCAAUGUUGUCACGGCAAACACAAGUGAGAUUGGACAAAAGAGUUGGGGUAUCAUGAAAGGAGUCUUGGCCAUGGCUUCACAGAAGGUAGAGGAAUAUACCAAGGAAAGUCCAGCCUGGAAGAACGAUAGCUGGCAACGAGGUGAAAGCGAAAAGAAUGGCUAUUAUCAGGACUUUAAUCAGGAUUCUAAAGGAUGGAAUGCUUCUGGAGGAGCCCAAUCCUCUGGAAGGAACACUAAUUUUGUCAGCUCUGGGUCGUGGGAUGAUUGGGACAACGAAGACAAGAGCAAAGUAAAUCCUACAAAGGGGGCAGCAGCAUCCAACAACAAGAACGAUGACUGGGCUGGAUGGGAUGAUGGAUUUGAUAAUCACUACCAGAGUGCAUCCAACAAUAAACAUGCUGCUGUUCAUGCUGGAAAUAUAGAUUCCAAAUGGACCGAUGGAGGUUUCCUCUGA